Cicer arietinum (chickpea) is the source of this 1287-nucleotide messenger RNA. Its product is annotated as anthocyanidin reductase ((2S)-flavan-3-ol-forming). The record is from RefSeq and is a predicted model, not a curated record. Gene Ontology annotation, molecular function: oxidoreductase activity, acting on the CH-OH group of donors, NAD or NADP as acceptor; anthocyanidin reductase activity. NCBI's taxonomy places the organism in Eukaryota, Viridiplantae, Streptophyta, Magnoliopsida, Fabales, Fabaceae.
CCAUAAAAACUGCAAUAGAGUUUGUGUAAGUUUCAUAGUAAGAGAGAGUGUGAAAACGUGAUGGCUAGUAUUGAACAAAUAGGAAAGAAGAAAGCAUGUGUGAUUGGUGGCACAGGGUUUGUGGCAUCUUUGCUGAUCAAACAGUUGCUUGAAAAGGGUUAUGCAGUUAAUACUACUGUCAGAGACCCAGAUAAUCUUAAAAAAACAUCUCACCUCGUGGCACUGCAAAGUUUGGGGGAACUAAAUAUAUUUAAAGCAGAAUUAACAGUUGAAGAAGAUUUUGAUGCUCCAAUAGUAGGAUGUGAACUUGUCUUUCAACUUGCUACACCUGUGAACUUUGCUUCUCAAGAUCCAGAGAAUGACAUGAUAAAGCCAGCAAUCAAAGGUGUGUUGAAUGUGUUGAAAGCAUGUGCUAAAGCAAAAGAAGUCAAAAGAGUUAUCUUAACAUCUUCUGCAGCUGCUGUGACUGUAAAUGAACUCAAAGAGACAGGUUUGGUUAUGGAUGAAAGCAAAUGGUCUGACGUCAAAUUCUUGAGCACUGCAAAGCCACCCACUUGGGGCUAUCCAUCCUCCAAAACGCUAGCUGAAAAGGCUGCAUGGAAAUUUGCUGAAGAGAAUGACAUUGAUCUAAUCACUGUGAUACCUACUCUAACAAUUGGUCCUUCCCUCACUCUAGAUAUCCCAGCUAGUGUUGGCUUGGCAAUGUCGCUUAUAACAGGCGAUGAGUUCCUCAUAGACAGUUUGAAAGGACUGCAGUUUCUGUCUGGUUCGAUAUCGAUCACUCACGUAGAGGAUAUCUGCCGAGCACAUAUAUUUGUGGCAGAGAAAGAAUCAGCUUCUGGUAGAUACAUUUGCUGUGCUCACAAUACUAGUGUUCCUGAGCUUGCAAAGUUUCUCAGCAAACGAUACCUGCAGUAUAAAAUUCCAACUGAAUUUGAUGAUUGCCCCGCCAAGGCAAAGUUAAUAAUCUCUUCUGAGAAGCUUAUCAAAGAAGGGUUCAGUUUCAAUUAUGGUAUUGAUGAAACUCUUGACCAGACUGUGGAGUAUUUGAAGACUAAGGGGGUCCUUAAUAAGUAAACUUCGAUAUUUUCAAUUCUGUAGCAACUCUAAGCUUGUUAUGAAUGUUAUGAAGCUCAGAGUGAAAUGUCAAGUGAAUAAAUAUAAAUGGAGGGAACAUCAGAUACAUCUCUGUCAAUCCCCUGAUGUAUUUCCACCUCAUUAAAUCUCUCUAAUAUAAUCGAUGAGAUUGCCACUUCAUUAAAAGGAGAGCACGAUAACUAUUGUUAA